Molecule: messenger RNA, 810 nt
Organism: Panicum virgatum (switchgrass)
Lineage: Eukaryota; Viridiplantae; Streptophyta; Magnoliopsida; Poales; Poaceae
Exons: 2
Coding region: 66-308 (80 amino acids)
Source: RefSeq, a predicted model, not a curated record
AGCAAGGCUGCGCCCGGCAACGCUCUGCUGUUGCUUAUCCUACCCCGAGAGGCUCGUACAGUUACAUGGCCACCAAGUACAUCGUCGGAUCGGUGGCGGCCUCCUUCGCCUUCGCCUACGCCUGCGGCGUCUACGUCGCCGACAGGAAGGUCCUCGGAGGCACGACCCCUCGGACCGUGGCGACGGGCGAGUGGUGGCAGGAGACAGACAGGAAGUUCCAGGGGUGGCCGCGCACCGCCGGCCCGCCGGUCGCCAUGAACCCCAUCAGCCGCCAGAACUUCGUCGUCAAGUCGCCGUCCAAGCCCUGAUGAAGGCGUCACAACGAAGAUCGAUGAUGACAGCGCUGCCUGCUGCUACACCGCCGGUUUGCGUCUCGUUUUCCGGUUCCAAACAAAUUGACAAGCAAACUUGCAUCGAUAUAUGACGGUGCCGUGUACUAGUGUUGACAUGUUGUAGCUUUAUGUUUCAGUACCAGACACGCGACAGUGAAUCUUGCAUUCUAUUCUGAGAAUCAUCUGAGCAUUGUUCUUCGGCUCCGAACAUGACAGAAUGCUGAAAUCAAUUUUUUGUAAGUACCACUUGAGUGUUUUAGUUGUUCACAAAGACUUUCCUAUCUGAGAACAAGAGAUCCGAACAUCGCGAGACGGAAAUGGCUCGAAUCUGAAACACUUUGCACGCAGUUGACCGUUCCAUCGAAUUUCUAGAUCUAUCGGGGGAAGUCAACUGGAUUACCUUUUGUUAUUAUUUAGUUAGUUACCGUAGCAUCUUCAAGAACUCUUGUAUACAUGACAAGUUAGCUAAAAAAACUUA